Phycomyces blakesleeanus NRRL 1555(-) is the source of this 1273-nucleotide messenger RNA. Its product is annotated as calmodulin. Bases 240 to 812 code for a protein of 190 amino acids. The transcript is spliced from 3 exons. Gene Ontology annotation, molecular function: calcium ion binding. The record is from RefSeq and is a predicted model, not a curated record. Lineage: Eukaryota; Fungi; Mucoromycota; Mucoromycetes; Mucorales; Phycomycetaceae.
AGAAAUUUGAGAAGUGUUUUCCAUUGGAAAGAAAGAAAAGAAAGGGGGUGCACCAUUUUUCAUAAAUAUAUAUUUACCACCACCACUACUACUACUACUACUACUACUACUACUGCUGCUGCUGCUACUACUGCUGCUACUAAUACUAAUACCAAUCAUCACUGCAACCACUGCAAAUAUUACAACUACUGCUGCCACUAUAAAAAUAUUAAUAAUAAUAAAAAUAAUAUCUUAUUAAAAUGACAAAUAAGCGCUCAAGCCUCGGUAUUCACCUCCUUAGUACCGAAAAACGCCUCGAACUCGAGGAAAUGUUCCAAUCUUUUGAUGUCGACAAGGACAAUAUGCUGUCACGCACAGAAGUCCAAAACAUGUUAACUUCUUCUGGCUUCAAACCAGAGGAUAUUCCGUCAAUGGUCGAUGAGAUGAUGAUUGGCAGUAAAGACCAAAGGAUGACAUUUGAAGCGUUUGUCAAGGUUAUGCGGCCUACUCUUUCACAGCCUCAUCGCCAGUCUUCUAAAGAGAAAGAGCUCCGUGAGGCAUUUGAUGCAUUUGAUCUCGACAAAGAUGGCAAUAUAUCGACAUCAGAGCUUAUCAAGAUGAUGCACCAGUUGGGAGACAAGGUGUCGGAGCAAGAUGCUAUUCAAAUGAUCAAGGACGUGGAUAAGAACGGAGACAGACAGGUCAACUUUGAAGAGUUUGCUGUCAUGAUGGGUGUCCAGCUAAAAUCGCCUAUACCACCCGAAGAUAACCAAAAUCAUAACAAUCAUCAUCGGUUCUCAUUCAGGCACCUAUUUCGAUCGCAUAAACAUUAAUCAAAUUUCCUUUCUUAAUCUUUGUUUUUCAUUGGUCCAAAAUAAUAUUCACCUCUUUUCUUUUUUAUAUAUACAUAUCUCCCCCCAAAAAAGAAAGAAUCAAAAGAACUUCAUUUAAUUGUAAUCUAAAAAAGAAAGCUCAGCGCAGAAUAUUUUCUAUUAUCUUUAAAAUUGUUCUAUGUAGAAGAAGUACCCACCUUUUUUUUUUAUUAUAUAUACACCUAAAUUGUUUCAAUGCUUAUUAUAUUAUAUUAUAUUAUAUGUAUAGGUAUUCCCCGACUUCUUUUUAUUCUUUCUUAUGUUCUUUCCAAUGUAUAUCUGACUCCUCCCCCCAAGAAACCAUCCGUUCAAUAAUUUGUAUAAAUAUAACCUCUUUCUUUUCUUUCUUAUACACAUCACCUCCCCUUCUCUUUUACCUUUGGAUUUCCCUAAUAAACCUUGACCCCUUUGGUCCUCUACCU